AUGCCGUGCGGCGCCCGCGAUCGACGCCGUUCAGGGCACCGCUGUAUGCGCUGCCAGAAAGAUCAUGUCAAGUGUGACGGCCGCCGGCCCUGCUCAUACUGCAGCGCCCGUGGGAUCAACUGCAUCUCACCACCACCAUCCGCCAGUGACAUCACUAUCAUAGAGUAUGCGAGCAAGAAGCCCGCCCGUCGUCCGCAAGCCCAGGUGCAGAAGGCCCUGGUUCAGGACUCAUGGCGCUACACCAGUGCCUUCUUCCAGGCAAUUGGCCUGUCUGCCUCACCUAUCAUGUCCGUCUUCUCCUUCGACUCCAUCGGCGGUCUCUCGCAAGGCAACGAGCUUGUCAGCAAGACUGUCUCGGUCGUCGGCGGCAUGUACGCCAGCCGAAACGCCAAUUUGCUUGCCCUUAACGCUGCCGAGAAACGUGAGAUCCACAAGGCGUGGGCUGCCCUAAAGACGACCAUCGGCGAGGAAAUGAGAGGCACGCGCAGUACUCAAUUCAACGCGGUUCUGCUGUGUGCCUCUCUGUCCGGCUUCAAUGAGCUUCUUUCCGACAAGACAGGUAAGACAUGGCGUGCACUAGUCCGCGAGAUUGGCGAGUACGUCCGGCAGAACGGCAGAUCGCGCGAGGCGCAGGGCGAGUUCGAAUCAGCGCUGGUCAGAUUCCUGCGCAUGAGCGACGCUCUGGGCGCCAUCUUAAUGUGCGAGGAUAUAGCGCUGCCCAUGAACCGGCCCGUCUUCACCCUGCAAGUCGAGCUUGGCAAAGACAUCCCUCUGUCUCCUGAGCGACGCUGGGAUGAGCUGCUUGACAUUCUGGAGAAGUGGGCCAUUCUCCAGUUCAGGGCGCUCUCGUGGGCUGUCGAGGCUGAAAGGCACGGCUUUCCGUCCAUCGAAGACGCCAGUACGCCGGGGACAGAAGAACUCGUAACACAGAGCAGCGACUGCGUUUCGUCCCAGCACGCAACAGUAGGCAUCGAGAUCAUCUGCCAAGCUUCGCGGCUUCAGCGCGAGAUCAUCACAUCGAUCCUGUCCUUUGCCGACCAAGAUCCGCAAGAUCUGGAUGCCGGGACGCUAUCGACCAUCCCCUACUACCACUGGGGACUAACAGGCCUCUCCCGAUUGUUCCUGCACCCGGCAUGGUCGGCGCUCAAUUGCGAGCUGCCGGUCAUGAACGACGAGAUGAUCCGCAAGCAAGCCAUUGCAGCGCUGGACUACGCCGAAGGGCGGCUGAGCAGGGUCGAGCUGGAGGCCGUCAUGUACAUGCCCAUCACGCACCUGGUCGGGCUGGAGAUGAAGGCGGCCGAAGAGCGGAAGCGGGUGCUAGAUUUUCUCUCCGUCAUCAAGAACAAGGGCUUCGACAUCGCCGCUACCUUCGAAUCCGACCUUCAGACCGCGUGGACGGGGAUGAUCCCAAGCUGCGAUUCAAAGGGCUGA
Messenger RNA from Lasiodiplodia theobromae, 1431 nucleotides. RefSeq names its product Transcription factor thi1. Gene Ontology annotation, biological process: regulation of DNA-templated transcription. Lineage: Eukaryota; Fungi; Ascomycota; Dothideomycetes; Botryosphaeriales; Botryosphaeriaceae. Bases 1 to 1431 code for a protein of 476 amino acids. Gene Ontology annotation, molecular function: DNA-binding transcription factor activity, RNA polymerase II-specific; zinc ion binding. The record is from RefSeq and is a predicted model, not a curated record. The transcript has 4 exons.